AUGGCGGAGCAGCUGCGGCAAAGGCCAGAUUCAGAGGAAGAGAGAGUGCUAUGGUUCGCAAGUCUUGCGCCCAAUCGGUCUAACCUGAACUUUGAAAACUUCAAAGUCGGUCUUCAAGCUACCGAAGAAAUAGUCACAACGAUCCAAGAGCUUAUUGAACAGGCGUAUUAUAGCCAUGGUUUGGACAACGCAUCAUUAUUACCAGGAGGUCCGGAUUUCAGAGACACUGUGACCGAGACAACAACAGCAUUGCUCACAAUCUUUCAGAACGUCCCAACGCAUUGGAUGAAUGAUUGGUGCGAGGCAUUGAUUCUUGAUAUAUGGAGCAAGAAUCGGUCCAAGAAAGAGGAAAUACGUGAAGGCAAGAAACCUGAACCCGCCUUGGCAGACAGUCCCACAAUCGGGAGGGAUGUUCCACGAAUCUCUGAGCCCCCUCCUCUCCACACAGCACCCACGACGCCCUCCGAGGAGAAGAAGCAAGGUCCACUUCCGAUCGAUCAGAGAACUUUCGCACUAGAAGUCAUAUCUUCCGAUAAAAUUAAACUUAGAUUGCUCCCCCCCGAGAUCUUAGAAAUCAUCUCCGUCCGAUGUGUUCCAGAAGGAAAAGACCCGGCCCUGGUCCGGAACUACCAACUGAACUUAUUCGUCGACGAAUUUGAGGAAGUCCUAAAUGCGGUGAGCGGCGACGAACCUUACAAGUUGGCAAAUGGAAAGCUUGUUUACUUUUCCAGACCUACGAAUCAGACGUUGAGGGCUGGAAGGGGUACCCAGCACAUGAUUGAGAAUCAGAAACAGUUCGAAGUUGCUGUCACCCACCUGCUACACAAUACGAAUGGAGACAGUUUAACUUUUACAUUUUUCGAGGAGAACAGCCACCAAGAGAGAAAGAGAAUGGGUGUUGAGAAAAAGGCAGCAGAAGCAGCUCAGAUAAAGAAGGAGAGUGAGGCCAAAAAGGCUGUGCUUUUCAACCAAAAGCAGAAGCAAGAGCGAGAGAGAGCACAACAUGCACGCAACCAGCGAGAGGCAACUAGGGUCAAAGUUCUGGCACGUUCGAAGGCGCAAGCACCACCUCUACCCCAAAGAAGUGCAGGAAGCAAACCAGACGAGAAUAAUAUUGAGGUGGGCGAAUCAUCUAAUACAUGUGUUCAAAACCCAGUCCAAGAUCAGACUCAUUUCUCUUUCAACACCACUCCACAAUCAUCACUGGCAUCUGCGAGUAGCUUCUUUGCGAAUGGCAUGAAGACAGACAAGGAGAAUUUUGGGAAAGAGCAAGUUCGUGUUCCCCAAAACGGACGAAAGUCCAAAAUAAGGGUAAAACCACUGGAUCCAUCCCCGGCCAGUCUCGCCGAGCCAGUCGCCAAGUCAACGCCACCGAGAAAACCACGCCCUGGGGUGUAUCGUGACAGUGUUCCCCUGAAGGCCAUACCGACACCGCCCUAUCUUCCGUCCUCUUCUGUAUCAACAAUAGACAAAGAACCGCGCAAACCGGAAUUCGAUAGUCUCCUCUUCCCUCGGGCUAGUACUCCACCGCCUCUCAGAAGAAAGAGGGCCAUAAUAAAUGCAGUCGUCACAACUGUCAACGCAGGGAAGAAGAUUAAUGCGACUAUGACUGGAACUCCCACCCACCCCGAAAAGGCGGCCCUCUUUGCCCCAGAUCCUAAUAGGAAAAGGCGGGAAAGGGAGGAGAAAGCCGAAAGUCGGGAUUCUAUUACGUCCCGAAAAGGCCAAGAACAGGCAAAUAUAAGACGAGAAUCUGGAUUUUACCCACAGUCCCCUUCCCCAGCGAUCAAGAGGAGGGAAAGUGUUGCAUCAAGAGUCAGCACGAGAGCGUCUAUGUCAUUACGUCCUAUUUCCGCAAUUAAGAAUGUUUUCAGGCGCGAAUCGAAGGAUGUUGCUCCGGUUCAGGAGCAAGUCGGUACAUCCGAGGACUACUAUGCGGAGGUGUCCAGGAGAACUUUCGUGCGUGGAGGCGAGAAUGAGAAGGAUCUUUCGGUCGAGAGGCUUAAGGAGAUUGGCAAUACUGAGAGAUUGGAGGACACUGAAGUGGAGGAGCUAGAGCAGCCUGAUGAUUUUGAGAACCCCGAUGAGUUUUUGGUUACUCGGUAA
This is a messenger RNA of Hyaloscypha bicolor E, 2106 nucleotides long. RefSeq lists its product as uncharacterized. The transcript has a single exon. The record is from RefSeq and is a predicted model, not a curated record. Bases 1 to 2106 code for a protein of 701 amino acids. Lineage: Eukaryota; Fungi; Ascomycota; Leotiomycetes; Helotiales; Hyaloscyphaceae.